This is a messenger RNA of Austrofundulus limnaeus, 4479 nucleotides long. RefSeq names its product mucin-17. Lineage: Eukaryota; Metazoa; Chordata; Actinopteri; Cyprinodontiformes; Rivulidae. Gene Ontology annotation, cellular component: cytoplasm. The record is from RefSeq and is a predicted model, not a curated record. The transcript has 4 exons. The coding region runs from base 348 to 3578 and encodes 1076 amino acids. Gene Ontology annotation, biological process: negative regulation of nodal signaling pathway.
GGACGCAGCACAGAGUGCAGCUAACGGGAGGCUCCGACAGAAUGAUGGAGUUAUUAAGAGGAGAAGCGGAGCAUGUCGGGAAAUGACGCCUUGGUUGAGAAGAACCGUGACUUCAUGAGUUUUUUUUUUUUCGGUUUUCCGGUGGGUUUAUUCAUCCGGAGGCAGCGGUCAGCGGGGCUGCCUGAAGCUGCAGCCUGCAUGGCACCGUCAUCUUCCCCCGCGUUCAUUUAACAUGCUAACAUCUCAGGUCCGGACGUGUGCGGCUCUGCCCGCAGCUGCUCACUAGCCCCGAUCAGCCUCACCCUCACCCCGCAGCUCGGUAACCGAACCGCCGAGUGGCACCGAGGAUGGCCGCCCGCCGCGGCUGCGUGAACUCGCUCUGGUCCGGCACCGAGCGCGUCCGCAUCGGGGAGCGCCUCAAAGCCACGCUGGCCGGGGUGCUGGAGCUGGAGGUUCUCCGGCGGAGGCACCUGGAGAUGGUGGGAACGGCUCUGGUGGACCGAGCCGACACGGAGGAAGAGGAAGAGGAGGAGGAGGAGGGCAGCGGGAGACGCACCUCCUCGGACGCGGAGCGCGGCUCUGCGACAUCCCGCCGGCAACAGGCUCCCUCUCCCACAAACACAAUGGGGUCUCCAUGUCAGAGCAGCCCCGAGGACUGUGGCAGUAACUCGGGGGACGUGACAGUCCAGUCCACCUCAAACAGGGGGAGUAACUCGCGCUGGUCCAGUCUGUCCUGGGACGCCCCUUCCGAGUUGCUCUCCCCUCCGACUCCAGACCUGAGCGGUACGGUUCCCCCGGACGGCGACUCCAGACCCAGUUCAGGUUUCUAUUCAGUGAGUGGGAGCUCUUUGUCGGACUCCUGUUACUCCGUGUCCAGCGAUGCCGCCCAUGGUGGAGCCCCGCCCCCCGCCAGACCUCUGAAGCUUUGGGAACAGGGUCCCGGGUCUGCUGAGAACACUGACAUCCUGUGGUCAGAGGAGGCGGUGCAGACGCAGCAGCCUGAGACGAACAAGAGUCGAGACCCGGAACCAACGGAGGAACCAGAACCAGGUUCAGGGGACCUGGAUGCCACUGGUCUGAGCUUCCUGUCUGAUCUUUGCACAGUUCUUGGUGACUCCUUGAUUUUCUCCAUCAUGCCUCUCCUGAGCACCGUUUCUCCUGCAUCCCACCAUUCAAAGCUCCAGCUGGACCCCAGCUACUGCACAGAUCUAGUAUCUCGUCGGACCAAAGAGGUGUACUCCUAUCCGAGCCCGCUCCACGCCGUUGCCCUCCAGAGUCCACUCUUCACCUCCCAGAACCAGGAGCAAUCGACCUCCACGGCUGAGGAAACGGAUCACGACGAGCUGAUAGAUGCUGACUUUAAACCAGUUCCCCUCCAGCCUCAGCAGCCGCCGGCUCUGGCCUCUGUCAGUCAUUUGGAGCAAUACAUCUCUAAGCUGGUUCAACAGUACCACAGUCGGAUGACCUCUUCCACCUCUGAUCUCAGCUCAGCUGCCACUCCUGGUCCAGUCGCACCCAAAGGUCUUUGUACCCCUGGCAAAAGCCAUGGCUCCACCCAAUCACUGUCUGCCUUUGAAAGCCGUAGUACACCCUCCACCCUGCCAGGGGGGAGCAUCACACCCUCCAAAUCCCUGUUGGGGAACUCGUCCAGAGUCAGCCUCAGCGCCAUGGGAAAAAAAGCUACCAGGAAUUCAAUCAACCUGGGUAACCUUCCCUCAGCAACUGGUGAGGACCUGAGCAUAAACCUGCACCUCAACCUCAACUUGAACCUGACCCCUGGGAUGAACUCUAGCCACAGUCUGACAGACAAUCCCAAAAAUGGCAGCUGCGGAGUUCCGAGGAGCGACUUUUCUACCACUUCAACCGCCUCGGCCUCUUCCCUUUCGUCCGCUACGCCCACCCCAGGACCGAGGUCUCGUUCUCGGAUUUCAACUUGUCCGAGCAGCCUGAGCCACCGCAGCUCCCUGGAGGUCCCGUCCACUCCGGGAGCCGGUUCUGCUUUUAGAUCGUCCACCUUCUGUCGCUCGUUGGACUGGAGCAGCGGUGCACCGCCCGAGACCGGACAGUUUGUUUUAAAUACCGGAUCGGCUCCCGGGUCUCAGCGCAGCAGCUUGAUCCAAGAGUCAGGCUCUGGUUCCAAGCUGAGUGAAGACUCCCCCAUGGUGGGGGAGAUCUCCCGCCUUUCUGGUCUGUCCAGGUCUGUGGUUGUUGGACUGAUGGAACAGGGGGUGGAGCUGGAUAUUGACUGCUUUCAAACAGAUUCAGCAGGUGAGGUGAGGGGCCACAGUAAAGGUCACCUCACAGCCCAGAAGGAUCAGACCCAUGACUUUACCAGACUGAUUGAGGUGAGUCCUCAGAGACCCAUACAGCUCUCUCUUAGUGUCACCCAUUCUCCACAGUCUCAGUCCAGCCUCACCCCCCCUCUCUCACACUCCAGCAGCCCCAUCCACCCAUACCAGUCCGUCCAUGUUCCGUCUUCCCACUACGCCUCAUACGGCCACUACCAGCACAUCCCUUCCCCGUCCGACCUCCCCUCCUCUACAGCGUCCUCCCCGGCUUCGCACCCCACGCCGAGGGCUCACUCCCCGCCGCGUCCCCUGCAGCCGUCCCCACUGGGCGCAACCCCCCUCUCCGUUUUCCGCCGGGAUUCGCCCUUCCAGUGCUCCCUGCCCCACACUAACUCCAGAACCUCGCCUCUGGAGCACGGUGGCAUCCAGGUGAGAAGCGGGUCGCUCCGGCACAGCGGGGGGGACGGUGAGGGCGGCGGCAGGUGGAAGAAGGCGGAGGGAGAGGGUCUCUACAGAGGGAAGCACGCCUCCCAUAGGCUGGUCAGGGCCGCUACAGUUAGCAGCUACGCUAAGAGAGACAACUACAGCUCUGUUUGGGCUGAGGAGGAAGAACAGGAACGAGCCGCGGCUCAGACCCCCAGGAAGUCACCCGGCAAGCUCUGGAGGGGCUUUGAGGGACGCCUCUGGGGCAAAGACUCUGAAAGCGAAAAGGAGGAGCUGGACAGAGCUGAAUAUGGGUACGGCUGGAGCAGGGGCAACAUUGGAACCUGGAGGAGGGAGGCCCGUAGGGUGAAGGCAACGUACAGCAGCGUUGACAAAAAGCCAAAAGUCGAUUGCUCCCCCAUCUUCUCAAGAAUGAGAGGGAAGGACGAGGGGGAGAGACACAGCUCCAACUCCCGUCUCUCCAGGAGGGCUCUGUUCAGGAGUGAGUCCCAGGGCCUGCUGGUGCCUCGAAACCACCGAGAAGAGCCGACGAAGAGGGCGCACUGGGUGUCCUCCUUAGACGUGGCGCAGGGCGGAGCGGGGGUGGGCAAAGACGAAGGGCUCCGGCUGCUGAGGGCGAAGGAAGAGGACAAACGCCUGUCUUCCACCGCCAGCCUCUUCAACCUGUCUCGAUCCCAGAGCCUCGAGGGCAGCUGCCAGUCGCUCUCCCCGCUGUCCUCCCCGUCGUUCUCACCUUCCCCGCCUCCGCGGGGGCCUCUCCAGCGCUCCCGCUCACUGAGGGAUUUGGGCAGGAAGGUUUUCGGCUCGAUGAGGUCGCUGAGUCUCAAACAGAAGCCGUCCAAGUAGUGACACUUGUACAUUGAGCAUCGAAGCGUCGCCGACGUGUUGCAUUCAAAACACCAGUUGUGCUUAGUGUUUUAUUUGAUGUAAAAGGAAGUGCCAUCACUGUUUAAAUUUUAAUAUUAAACAAGUAUUGAGUUGACAGACUGCCAGGUUCUCUAAUACAGCCCUUAAACACAUAGUGUAGGAGUUUCUUUCAUACAAAACUUCAUUUUCUGAAGAAAUUAUAAACCAUAGCCAGUUUUUAUAUCUUCUAAAAAUAUGCUUAUCGAACUUCUUUGAAACAUCAUUUCGCAGCUUUGAAGUCUAGUGUUGAAUUGAUUUAUUUAGCCGGCAAAAGUGCUGGAAGGUGCUGGUGUGGUGGAGAAAAAAAAAAACAAUUUGUGAAUAAAUAAAUACCAUUUAAGACCAAUAAUAAUAAUAAUUCAAAGGAGGAAAGAGAAUAUUUUAAAACAACUUCAGACAUUUUUUUUCUUGAAUUUUUCAGAGUCUCCAAGGAUCUGACAGCUCAACACCACUUUGGGAUAUUUUUGUGAGAAAAAAAAGCUCCAUUUUAUCCAACUCAAUAGUAACUUAUUAUUGGCUAUAAAAAUCUUAACUGCGUAAGAGUCUAACCAGUACGAAUGUGUAUACACAUACUCCCCCCUCCCUGCAUGCUGCUCUGUGACUUGUUCAGUGAAUAUAUCUGUUGUGAGAAUGUAAUAUUCUUCUUUGACUUUUGGCAAUACCGCUUCUGAAGUACAAUCAUGUUGGCCAGAUAAUGACCAAAACCAAGCAGAAACUCUUUAACUUGAUAUUUUGCUCAGGAUUUUAAAACGAUUAUUGAAUUAUUAAAAGACUUAAGAGUAUGUAUGAGAAUAAACUGUGGCUUUUUGUGGCUUAUGACAAAUAAAAGGAAGCGAAUAAA